Messenger RNA from Cladocopium goreaui, 1778 nucleotides. Lineage: Eukaryota; Dinophyceae; Suessiales; Symbiodiniaceae. The record is from the annotation of a GenBank genome assembly.
CCGACAUAUGACGGGUCGUAAGCAGCCCACCACGAUCCGUUUUGAUUGCAGAGACCGGAUUUCUUGCACCUUUCAUGUAUCCGGCCCUGCUUACGAAAACUGGCCAAUAGGAGGUAGCAGACGUUCUCGUCGUAUUCUUCAAUGGCAACCAUAAUGGCAGCUCUUGCAAUGAUCAUGAUGAUGCUGCAGAUGCAUCUAGUGUCCUCUCAGGACACACCAGACACUUCCAUGGAUGGCUCGGGCAGUUGCUCAGAUGCUGAGGAAAUCUCAGCCCUUCAGCUUUCCUCUCAGCAAGCAAUGUGCGAAUGGCGACUCGGGACUCUAGGUCAGAGCUGCACAAGCACUUGCCUUCCUGAUAGUAAAAUCUGUGAUCCUGCACAGCAGAAAGCUCUCCGGGGAGUUGACGGAGUGGACCUCAACACGCGAGUGACUGCGCUACAAGGAGGAACAGAGUGCACCAACUACGACCCACCUACUAAGGUCAUCAAUGAAACAACCAACCACUGGGCCCCAUACGUGUCCAACAUCAACGGCCAGUGUCGCAUGGCCGCGAGCGGAGCGAACUCAGCAUGCGGGCAGAACGGCAACAAUGUGAAGCGGGUCUGUUGCUGCGUCGACCCACCAGCACAGGUGGACAACGAUCCCCACGUCCAUACGCUGAAAGGCGCGCACUACACGCUCUUGAGGAGUGGCAACUUCUUGGCAUGGAGUUUCUCCAAGGAUCCAGUGGAUUGGCACCUGUUGGCCGCUUACUCCGGUGCUAGAUCGCGGUUCACCACUCAGUCGCUUUUGCUUCUGGAAAAGCAGAGUGGACAGACUUUGGAGAUGACGGCAGAAGACUGUCUGUGGCAGACGAAAACGGAGAAUGGAUGGCGCAAAGUGCAGCCCGAGUUGCUGCUCCAGGGUGCUGCGAGCGUGGACGUCCAGGAAGUUGAUAAACACACCCGCGAUCCUCUGAAUUUGGAGUCGGUGAUGGUUUUGCAGAUGUCGGAGCCAGAGAAAUCAGGCGUGCGGAAGGUGGCUAGGCUUCUGAUCCACUGCAGCCCCAGUAAGUAUUUGAACUUCAAGGUGAAGAUGUUUGAUACGAAGGAUUUGGACUAUGUGGGAGGAGAGCUGGGAAGUGCACCACGCAACCAGAGCCACUUGAGCCUCUUGUCGGCCAAACUCAGCUCCAUGGUGAUGCAGACGGAUACUGAGUUCCAGGCAAAGCUGAUGAAAAAAACCUUCGACUCCAAAUCUCGGCUUCAACCGCUUCAACCAGUUUAAUCAUGUUGCCGGUGUUGCCGGUGUUGCCGGAUAAUGGGACCUUUCAUGGACGUUCCCACAUUGGAAACAAUCAGAUGUUGGCAGCUGGGCUUCAUUGGGUGGCAGUGAGGCUGCAGCAGACUUCUUGGAGUUGAAGCAACAGGCUGGAAUGGCUUUGCUCGGCACCGAGACGACCCAGACCUGCACGGAAGCUGAAGAGCAAGAAGCGGAGAAGAUUUGUGCCAAACACCUCCCGAAAGAUGACGAUCACGCAGAAGUUUUCAUCGACUGCGUCUACGAUGUCUGCCAUGGAGGUGGAGAAGAAGAUGCCCUGAGUGCCGCUGCAUUCAUCUCUGCCUAGGUCUGACCUCAUGUCAGAUGGGCGUUUCAACUCUGUUUUGAAUUCCGUUUUGAAAACAGAGCUAGCUAGGCCAGUUUGAGUUUUGACGUUGUUUUCAACGCUGCCCCGUGGGCUUAUAUAUAUAUUAUAUCAUGUUCCAGAUUGAUCAGAUUGCGAGCACACGCCUCCAAAA